UCACCCUUAUUAGCACAAGUCAAGCCAAACUGGUGUAGUCGCUUGCCAUUGACAUUGGACGAAGCUCUCUUCCUCCCUUCUGUCUCCCAAUUCAACUCAAAAUGCGAAGGAACCCCAACAAUUCUUCUUCCAAAUCGAAACCGUCGACCAGUCAAGAACCCGUCGGAGUUGAUACAACUGCUGGUUUGAUUAGUGGAAAGAAGAGAAGGUCAGGAUUUGUGUGGCUGAUAUUGUUUGGAGUGAUCAUAUACUCUUCAUGGGCUGUUUACCAUUACCAGUUCGAGAGUUUGCCUUCAGCUCUCACCGCUGAGCAGGCCGGCAAGAGGGGUUUCUCUGAGGUGGAGGCUAUGAAGCAUGUCCAAGCCUUGACUCAAUUGGGCCCUCACCCUGUUGGGUCGGAUGCUCUUGACCUUGCUUUGCAGUAUGUUUUGACAGAGGCGGAAAAUAUUAAGGAAACAGCUCACUGGGAGGUUGAUGUUCAAGUGGAGCUUUUCCAUGUAAAAGCUGGUGCAAAUCGUCUGCUUGGUGGCCUCUUUAAGGGGAAAACACUUGUUUAUUCUGAUCUUAACCACAUCAUUCUAAGAAUCUUGCCAAAAUAUGCAUCUGAAGCAAGAGAAAAUGCUAUUCUGGUCUCUUCUCACAUUGAUACUGUAUUCUCAACGGAAGGGGCUGGAGAUUGCAGUUCUUGCGUGGGUGUUAUGUUGGAACUUGCUCGAGGGAUUUCUCAGUGGGCUCAUGGAUUCAAGAAUGCCAUAAUAUUUUUAUUUAAUACCGGUGAGGAGGAGGGUCUAAAUGGUGCUCAUAGCUUUAUAACUCAGCAUCCUUGGAGUAAAACUAUUCGUAUGGCUAUUGAUUUGGAAGCCAUGGGUAUUGGAGGGAAGUCUGGCAUUUUUCAGGCUGGUCCUCAUCCAUUUGCUAUAGAGAACUUUGCAUUGGCAGCAAAAUACCCUUCUGGUCAUGUCGUAGCACAGGAUCUUUUUUCAUCCGGAGUGAUUAAAUCUGCCACAGAUUUCCAAGUUUACAAAGAGGUUGCUGGUCUUUCAGGGCUUGACUUUGCCUACACAGAUAACAGUGGUGUAUAUCACACUAAGAAUGAUAAAUUGGAGUUCCUCAAAUCCGGUUCUCUUCAGCAUCUUGGGGAGAAUAUGCUUGCUUUUUUGCUUCAGAUAGCUCCAACACCUCAUCUUCCAAAAGGCAAUGCAAUGAGAGAAGAGGAAAAAAGUGGACAGGACACUGCUGUAUUUUUUGACAUUUUGGGAACAUACAUGAUUGUAUAUAGUCAAAGGUUUGCAAGCAUGCUUCACAAUUCGGUGAUAAUGCAAUCACUUCUAAUAUGGGUGACAUCAUUGCUUGUGGGUGGUUAUCCAGCUGCUAUUUCAUUGGGCUUGUCAUGUCUCAGUGCCAUCCUAAUGUUGAUAUUUUCAAUGAGCUUCUCCAUUCUUGUGGCCUUCAUUCUACCGCAAAUAUCUUCAUCACCAGUGCCCUAUGUUGCAAACCCAUGGUUAGUAAUUGGGUUAUUUGCCGCACCUGCACUCAUUGGAGCAUUGAUUGGCCAACAUUUUGGUUAUCUUAUUAUUCAAAUGUAUUUAUCAAAUGUAUACACCAAGAAAAAGCAGCUGUCAUCUGUUAUCCAAGCUGACUUGGUCAAGUUAGAGGCUGAAAGAUGGCUAUUUAAAGCUGGUUUUAUUAAGUGGCUUGUUGUUCUGAUCUUGGGACACUAUUACAAAAUUGGAUCAUCUUACAUUGCACUCUUUUGGUUGGUUCCACCAGCAUUUGCAUAUGGCUUGCUUGAAGCAACUCUAACCCCUGCUCGGUUUCCAAGGCCUCUCAAACUUGCAACUCUACUAAUGGGUUUGGCUUUACCAAUUAUAAUUUCUUCAGGAACUUUCAUUCGGUUGGCUGUCACAAUAGUUGGGAUUGUGGUUCGAUUUGAUAGGAACCCAGGUGGCACUCCUGAGUGGCUGGGAAAUACAAUAAUAGCUGUUUUCAUUGCUGUUGUCAUUUGUUUCACUCUGGUUUACAUCCUUUCAUAUGCCCAUCUCUCAGGUGCAACAAGAACUAUCAUCCUUGGAACUAGUGUCCUGUUUGGACUCUCACUCAUUUUAAUAUUAUCUGGUGUGCUUCCACCUUUUACUGAAGAUACUGGGAGAGCUGUCAAUGUUGUGCACAUUGUAGAUACAACAGGAAGCUAUGGUAAUAAGCAACAUCCUAGCUCGUAUGUAUCUCUAUUUUCCACGACACCUGGAACUUUGAUAGAGGAGGUUGAACAGAUUAAAGAAGGAUUCUCUUGUGGAAGAGACAAUGUUGUUGAUUUAGUUACCUUUUCUGUCAAGUAUGGUUGUUGGGCCCACGAGGACACUAAAGGCGGAUGGAGUGAUGCAGAUAUUCCUACACUUCGAGUUAAUAGUGAUACCAUAGGAGAUGAAAGAAUAACACAAGUUUCAAUUGACACACAAGUUUCUAUACGUUGGUCUCUAGCAAUUAAUACCAAGGAAGUGGAAGAUUUCAUCUUGACAGGGAAUUCGGAUGAAUUAGUUCCAUUUGGCAACAAGAGCAGCACAGAUGGAUGGCAUAUAAUUCAGUUUUCAGGAGGAAAAGAAGCUCCUAGAAAGUUUGAGCUAACACUUUUCUGGGUGAAGAAACCCAUGAAGUCUGCUCACAGUGUGGAUGAACAAACGACGGAGGAGCAACAGCCGCUGUUAAAGCUAAGAACAGAUGUUGACCGAUUAACGCCAAAAGCUGAAAGAGUUCUGAAGAAGCUCCCUGAAUGGUGUUCCCAGUUUGGGAAGUCCACAUCUCCCUACAAUCUAGCAUUUUUGAGCAGUCUUCCUGUUGAUUUUUAGGUAACUAAUGUGAAGGAGCCUAAUUUAAAUGGUGUGUUAUUCUCCUGUUUCUUGGAUAUUAUACACUCAAUAUGUGGAGAUAAAAUAGGAAGGAAACAGAAAAACUCGAAAUGUGUAUUGUUUGAAGAGUAGAAAGUUAAUAAAGAGAUUUAUGAUUUUUUUUUUGGACAAAA
This is a messenger RNA of Manihot esculenta (cassava), 3016 nucleotides long. Its product is annotated as endoplasmic reticulum metallopeptidase 1. Gene Ontology annotation, molecular function: metalloexopeptidase activity. Lineage: Eukaryota; Viridiplantae; Streptophyta; Magnoliopsida; Malpighiales; Euphorbiaceae. The record is from RefSeq and is a predicted model, not a curated record. Gene Ontology annotation, biological process: proteolysis. Bases 102 to 2843 code for a protein of 913 amino acids. The transcript has 13 exons.